Molecule: messenger RNA, 4744 nt
Organism: Sceloporus undulatus (fence lizard)
Lineage: Eukaryota; Metazoa; Chordata; Lepidosauria; Squamata; Phrynosomatidae
Gene: ACIN1
Product: apoptotic chromatin condensation inducer 1
Exons: 11
Coding region: 2452-4374 (640 amino acids)
Molecular function (GO): nucleic acid binding
Source: RefSeq, a predicted model, not a curated record
GUUGGGGCUCUCCUUGGCACAUGCGUGAGGGGACCCCAGGGUGCAGAGGGGUAGCCAGUUGCAGGAAAUGGGGGAAGUGAAAAGGUGCAUAAGGGCACGCCUGGGGAGGGCACCCUUAGGAGCAGUGGGCCAUGAACCUUUCCAGUCCUGCUGUGGGAAUAGGAGGAGUUUGUGAGUCAUAGAUUUCCUCAGAUGAGGGCUGGAUGCUUGGCUAGCCCAUAGUUUCUUUACAAACUCAAAGUGGGAAAGAGCUGCCCUGUUGUCUGACACCCUCCCCAAAGCCUCCCCUCAUCUUUUAUCCCCUUUAGCACCAGGAAGUGUUAAGCCAGGGCUCUGUGUGUUUGUGUGUGCUGCAGUUUUGCAAUGAAUUGGGGGGGGGGUGUGAGAGUCCACUGGUGAUGGCUUCUGAAGAAGCUCAGCUUUUGUUUUUGUUUGGAAAACAGAAGCAAGUUUCUAGCUCUCUCGUGGCUGUGACAAGAAAUGUGUGAAUGUGUGUGGGGAAUAAAUGCCAGAGCAAUGGCUGAGCAAACCUUCUGGCCAGGUGGAGGGAUGGGGCAGGAUUUAAGUACUCUGCAACAUUUCUGGCCCCUUCCUGUGGCUAAUAAAAGGCAGAACAAAUUAUGCACAGGAGAAUGGACUGAGUUGUACAAAGUAAAAAAAAAUUGUGCAGACUUGCUCAGCUUGCAUAAUUUAUAUUCAGAGUUUGUUUUGGAGAUCAGCUUUACUUGGUGGACAGUUUGGUUUUCUUGGGCACAGAAUUCUGAAUUUGAGCACUUCCCUCUGCCUUAAGCCAAGGGUUGGUAUAAAUGUAAAUUAUGUUGGCUGCAUGAAUUUACAAGAUAGUGAUAACCCAAGCCCAUCCUACCCUUAAGCCUGGCUCUUGGUGUUAAUGAGCAAACCCCUGAAUUUUGGGAGGUUUAGAUACUUGUUUGCUGAAAGUCACUUUAUGGACAAUUUUCUUCUGCCCACACUCCUCCCAGCCCUAUAUUUCCCACCAAAUAACUUUUCUCACCCUGAGCUAGGGUGAAAAGCUGGUCCUUUCCAUCUGUUCCAUCAAAGGGAGGGCUCAUGGCCAGGGUAUGGGCAGGGCUGUUUGGGGAGUCAUAUGUGGGGGCACGCGCACACACAAGCACACACACACCCCUAUGAGACCCUGCUUUCCUUGCCGCUGAGAAGAGGGGAGGGUGGGGACAGACCUUGCUUCCUCCUCACCCUAAAGCUAGCUUCCCCCCACAAUCCCGUUGACAUUCUCCUCUGGACUCGUUUGUUCUGAUCCCCGUUUUAAAGAGGCACCAAUCCACCGGGAGUGCGAAAGACAGAGAGAGAGAGAGAGAGAACCGGAGAGAGAGAGCGCGAACAUACUUGAACAGGCUGCAUGCAGGUACACACAGAGGUGGAUGAGAAAUUUGGAGACUCGUCUUUUUGUCUGCCCAGCUUAGGCCUUUCCUGCCACUGAUUUUUGCUCUACGACAAACUCCUUGGCUCCAGAACUAGAGAGCUCUGCAAAGGAACAUGCCUGUGAGAGACCCAUACGCCCUGUGGGUCUCUCAUGCUCCAUGAUCUUGCUUCCAGUUACCAAGUGGAGUUCUGUUGACCCACAGAACAGUGCUUGCAUUCAGUUCAGAAGAGUGCUGCUAUAAAUCCUUUCUGGCUGAAAAUUUCACAGGCCUAAGUGUCCAAGAACCAGAGAACUUGGCCUAGUACUUCUCAGCCUCCUACUGUCUACUUGAUGCUGAUCCCUGUCGCUGCCAUGUGUUUGAAAUACCUGUAUCUCCUGUCAACAAGGUUUCCACAAGAGCAUCUGUAAAGUCUUCAUGCAUUCUAAACUAUUGUCUGAGAAAGCCAAGUCUCCUCCCAUGAAAUGGUUGCUGUGAUUUUUCUGGUCCAUUCCGCAGCAAGGAGAAGACUUGGAGAACUUCCCUUGCUACCUUGGGAGCUUGAGACAGCUUUUGGAGGCCACAGCAUUCGUAGGACUUCUCCAUCGUGCUCAGUCCCACAUGAAGGAGGGUCCCAUUCAGUGACCUCCAACUCCUGGGAGCCUGAUUUCUCCAACAGUUCCUUCGCUGAUUAUGGGAUUGGACUCUGGCGGCUUUCUGAAGGAGGGAUUGGCCAUCUCCUCUGUCCUGGUGAGCAGAAUGGCAAGUUUUUGUGGACUUUGUUGCCCAACUGCAGGGUUUUCUUUCACAAGUCCUGGGUUUUCUCUGCCAGAUGUUGAGAACUUGCAUGUCCACCGAGUUCUCUGGAACUGCAAAGUAUUGCCUAAGAGGACUUAGUUUGCCUAGGGUCCUCCGAAUAUGGAACUCUCCCAGUCGUUGGCUUCUGUUGUUGCCUUACCUGGACUCUCAGUUUUCAGUUAUCCCGCUUCCACCUGUUGUUCGGACUCUGCCCAAUUUGUGAUUUAUUCCUCCACUGUGCUUGCUGGCGUUUUCCAUUGGUUGUAGCCCCCCCACCAUGUAUGGGACUUCUGCCAUGUGGCGGUGCUUCACUCUCCAUUGGUCCCAGUCUCUGCCUGCCAAGAACUGCUGCCUUGAGCCUCCCCUUCCACCUUGCCAGUUGCGGGAGGUGCUUCUGUCUCGCCCUCUCUCUUCCGGGACACUUGACUCCGACCACCAGCCAAGCGCUAGGUUCCUACCUACCACCAACCAGCCAACCACCACCUCCUCUCUUGUCACCCAACCCAACCAAGCACGCACCUUUCAGGCCAGGGAGGGCUCAUUCCGAUUGGACCAACCGUUGCCUAGAUACAGCGCACACACUGAGGUGCGAUUGGCUGAACAGAAGACCCUGCCCCAGGGUUCAACUCAGCCCAAGGCCUUCAAAAGGAAGAUAUCUGUUGUAUCUUCAUCUGUGGCCAAGAGCCCCGCAGCAACAAACAGUGAUACAGAGGGAAGCCAGCCGGGAGGCCGGAAACGGCGCUGGGGAGCUAGCACGGCUGCUACGCAGAAGAAGCCUUCCAUCAGCAUCACCACAGAGUCCCUCAAGAGCCUAAUCCCUGAGAUCAAGCCACCACCAGGAGGGCAAGAAGCGGUGGUGGAUCUCCAUGCAGAUGAUUCACGCAUCUCUGAAGAUGAAGCUGAGCGCCACACGGAAGAGCCCCCCCAUGAGAAAGCUCUCAAGAUCUGCCGCACUGUUACACAGGUAGUGCCAGCUGAAGGCCAGGAGAAUGGCCAGGAAGAGGAAGAGGAGGAAGAGGAGAAGAUCCGUGAGGAAGAGCAGCCUGAGCCUCCUCCAGUUGUUGCUGUUGAGGCUGUGGUGUUACCACCCCCUGUGGAGCACGAAGUGAAAAAGGUCACAUUGAGCGAUACACUGACCCGACGCUCCAUAAGCCAGCAACGCUCUGGUGUCUCCAUCACCAUUGAUGAUCCUGUCCGCAUUGCCCAGGUUCCCUCCCCACCACGUGGUAAGGUCAGCAACAUCGUCCACAUCUGCAACCUGGUGAGACCCUUCACUUUGGGGCAGCUGAAGGAGUUGCUGGGUCGGACAGGCACAUUGGUGGAAGAGGCAUUCUGGAUUGACAAGAUCAAGUCACACUGCUAUGUCACAUAUUCCACAGUGGAAGAAGCUGUAGCAACUCGUAAUGCCCUCCAUGGGGUCAGGUGGCCACAGUCGAACCCUAAAUUCUUAUCAGCAGACUUUGCUGAGCAGGAUGAGUUGGAUUUCCAUCGGGGUCUGUUGGCCGAGCGCCCCGCAGAGGCCAAGGCAAAUGAAUCGCUGCCUCUCCCAGGGGCGGGCCCAGCGGCACGAGGGGAGCGCGAAUUGUCCCGGCGCUCGGAGGCACGGGAGCGAGAAGCAGCUGUGCGGGAGCAGUGGGCUGAGCGGGAGCGGGAGAUGGAGCGCCGGGAGCGGACACGGGCUGAGCGAGAGUGGGACCGGGACAAAGUACGCGAGGGGCCUCGUUCUCGCUCCCGUUCCCGAGAGAGACGCCGCAAGGAGCGGCCCAAGUCCAAGGAGAAGAAAGCGGAGAAGAAAGAGAAGGCUCAAGAGGAGCCACCAGCUAAACUACUGGACGAUUUGUUCCGCAAAACCAAGGCAGCCCCCUGCAUUUACUGGCUGCCCCUCACGGACACACAGUAUGUUCAGAAGCAAGCCGAGCGGGCUGCCCGAGCCCGGGAACGGGAGCGCCGGCGCAAGGAACAGGAAGCGGAGGAAGCCCGCCAACGGGAGCGCAGCCGUCAAGCUGAACGGGAGAAGAGGCGGGAGCACAGCCGUGAACGGGAGCGGGAGCGCCCCAGCGCCACAGGAGGUGGGGCCAGCAGGGGAGGCGAGCGCAGCAGUGGCAGGGAGCGGGAGCGGGAGCGGCGUGAGGCGAAGACCCGACACAGCCGAAGUCGGAGUCGCAGUACGCCUGUACAGGACAGAGGGGGGCGCCGUUGAACUAUUCCAACUUCUUUACUUUGACCUUCUGGGGAAGGGGGAGGACGGUGGCGGUGAUGGCCCUUUCCCCUUCUCCCUAGCCCCCUCACCCUCAUUUGUGGGGGAAAGGAACGAGACAGCCGUGGGUUGGCUUUCCUUUAUCAGCAGCUACAAGAGGAGAAGGAGUAGGAGGUGAGCACCAAGAUGAAGUAGCUGCAAGACCCUUCUUCCUUUUUGGGAUAAUUGUAUCCCUGGCUCCUCCGCUCUUCUCCUCUCCCCAGGGCCAUUUCCCUCCCCAUUAAUUUGUAUUUUAUUUUGGGAAGAUUUUUUUUAUUAUUAUUCUUGAUGAUACAGGAAAAGAGAGCAUAAUAAAGAGAUGGCGUUAGUUUUA